This is a messenger RNA of Gossypium raimondii (Peruvian cotton), 2163 nucleotides long. RefSeq names its product probable inactive purple acid phosphatase 1. NCBI's taxonomy places the organism in Eukaryota, Viridiplantae, Streptophyta, Magnoliopsida, Malvales, Malvaceae. The coding region runs from base 258 to 2102 and encodes 614 amino acids. Gene Ontology annotation, molecular function: metal ion binding; acid phosphatase activity. The record is from RefSeq and is a predicted model, not a curated record. The transcript has 13 exons.
CUUGCUGACUUCUGAGCAUGGAGACGCCUUCAAUCAUUAACAUUUGAAUCUUCCCAUGACAGAUCCGAUGUUUCUUCUUUCCUUUUAGUUUACCUGUUUCGCCAACCUGUGUGCUCUUCUCCAUAUCUUUUACUCUUCCACUUGCUUCCUCUUUUUGAUUGUUGAUAAACAUCAAGCUCCCUUAAAAGGUCCCAUUCUUUUGAGCCGAAUCUUUGCUUCUUUUCUUCUCUGUCGUGCCUCUUAAGAUAUUUGGUAGGAUGAGAGAAUUGGGAUUGAUUUUAUUGUCUGUUCUAUUAAUUUUUGCAACACUUGAAGUGGUUGCUUCACAUGGAGAUCAGCCUCUUUCAACUAUUACCGUUCAAAGGGCAACUUUUGCUCUCCAUUAUCAAGCUUACAUAAAAGUCUCACCUACCCUUCUUGGGUUGAAGGGUCAAAAUACAGAUUGGGUGACAGUGGAGUUCAGUUCUCCAAAUCCAUCAGUUGAGGAUUGGAUUGGAGUGUUUUCUCCUUCCAAUUUCAGCGCUUCUUCCUGUCCUGCUCCAGCUGAUAAUCCAUGGGUAGAGCCUCCAUUGUUGUGUUCAGCUCCUAUUAAGUAUCAGUAUGCAAACUACAGUACUCCAAAGUACAAAGAAACUGGAAAAGGCUCGUUGAAGCUUCAGUUGAUUAACCAGAGAUCUGAUUUCUCUUUCGCGCUAUUUUCCGGCGGUUUGUCAAAUCCAAAGGCUGUAGCGGUGUCGAAUAAAGUUGCAUUCUCAAAUCCAAAAGCACCAGUUUACCCACGAUUAGCUCAAGGAAAAGUAUGGAAUGAAAUGACUGUUACAUGGACCAGUGGAUAUGGGAUUGGUGAAGCUGUACCUUUUGUUGAAUGGGGUCCAAAAGGAGGACAGCCAAUUCGUUCACCAGCUGGAACGCUUACUUUUGAUAGGAACAGCAUGUGUGGUGAACCUGCAAGAACAGUGGGAUGGCGAGAUCCCGGAUUUAUACACACCAGUUUUCUGAAGGAGUUGUGGCCCAACACAUUGUACACCUAUAAGCUUGGACAUAUUUUGUCCAAUGGAACAUAUGUUUGGAGUCAAGAAUACAAGUUUAGAGCAUCUCCUUAUCCUGGUCAAAAUUCUUUACAACGGGUCGUCAUUUUUGGAGACAUGGGAAAGGCUGAAGCUGAUGGUUCCAAUGAGUACAAUGAUUUCCAGCAUGGCUCUCUAAACACUACAAAGCAGCUUAUUAGAGACUUGAAUAACAUCGAUAUAGCCUUCCUAAUUGGAGACAUAUGUUAUGCGAAUGGGUACCUUUCACAAUGGGACCAAUUUACUGCACAAGUUGAGCCGAUUGCUUCAACCGUUCCUUUCAUGAUUGCAAGUGGUAACCAUGAGCGUGACUGGCCGGGAAGUGGAUCCUUCUACGGGAACAAGGAUUCCGGGGGAGAAUGUGGCGUGUUGGCGGAGACUAUGUUUUAUGUCCCUACUGAAAACAGAGCAAAGUUCUGGUACUCCACGGACUACGGCAUGUUCCGGUUCUGUGUAGCUGACACGGAACAUGAUUGGAGGGAAGGGACAGAGCAAUAUCAAUUCAUCGAGCACUGCCUUGCAUCUGUUGAUAGACAAAAGCAACCGUGGCUGAUUUUCCUUGCACAUAGAGUGUUGGGUUAUUCUUCUGCAACCUUUUACGCUGAUACGGGAUCUUUUGGGGAACCAAUGGGAAGGGAGAGCCUCCAAAAACUUUGGCAGAAGUACAAAGUUGACAUUGCCAUCUAUGGCCAUGCACACCACUAUGAACGUACAUGUCCGAUUUACCAGAAUAUAUGCACCAACAAGGAGAAACAACAUUACAAAGGCGCCAUGAACGGGACGAUACAUGUGGUUGCCGGUGGCGGAGGAGCAGGCCUCGCAGAAUUUACAACCCUAAACACCAAAUGGAGUUUCUUCAAAGACUACGAUUAUGGAUUCGUAAAACUCACGGUGUUUGACCAUUCGAGCCUCUUAUUCGAAUACAAGAAGAGCAGUGAUGGAAAAGUGUAUGAUUCUUUCACAAUAUCCCGGAACUAUAGGGACAUCUUGGCUUGCACUGUUGAUAGCUGCCCAAGUACAACCCUUGCCUCAUAAUCUAAAUUAAAACACAGAUUUUCCUUUCCUUGAUAUUAAUAAAACUAUUUUCCACACUAAA